Schistosoma mattheei is the source of this 621-nucleotide messenger RNA. NCBI's taxonomy places the organism in Eukaryota, Metazoa, Platyhelminthes, Trematoda, Strigeidida, Schistosomatidae. The record is from the annotation of a GenBank genome assembly.
AUGCUUGCUGUACAUUCAGAACAAGGUGGUACAGUCGAACAAAAAGGUAGGAGUACUAAUGGGAGCAAAAUAUACAAAAAGAUCGAGCUCGGACAACUUACUCCCCAUAAUAUCAAGCAAUUCAGAUUGAUAAAUCAAACUGUAUUCCCAGUCACAUACACAGAGAAAUUUUAUAGUGACGUUCUAAAGAAUAGUAAGAUGUGCAGACUUGCUUACUUUAAUGAUAUCGUCGUCGGAGCUGUUAGUUAUCGGGUAGAGAAUGUUGUUGUGAAGAAUGUCGAUUUGGCUACGGAUGAUAAUAACGGCCAAGCUAAUCAAACUGUCAAGAAGUGUUAUAUUAUGACUUUGGGAUGUCUUGCACCAUACAGAGGCUAUGGUGUUGGUACGCUUAUGUUAAAACAUGUCAUUAAGAGCUGUUUGAAGCACGGUGGUAUUAAAAGUAUUUAUCUGCAUGUUCAUGUUGGUAAUGAAGGCGCAGUAGCGUUCUACAAACGUUUCGGUUUUGAAAUAACUGGAGAAGUUAGUGAUUACUACCGCCGUAUUCAUCCUCAAACUGCCUACGUGCUCGAAAGGUCCUUGUCAGCUACAGAAGCCAGGGAAUCCGACUCAGAAUCCGAUUAA